This is a messenger RNA of Oncorhynchus kisutch (coho salmon), 2557 nucleotides long. Its product is annotated as platelet-activating factor acetylhydrolase IB subunit gamma-like. Gene Ontology annotation, cellular component: cytoplasm. The record is from RefSeq and is a predicted model, not a curated record. The transcript has 6 exons. NCBI's taxonomy places the organism in Eukaryota, Metazoa, Chordata, Actinopteri, Salmoniformes, Salmonidae. Gene Ontology annotation, molecular function: platelet-activating factor acetyltransferase activity. Bases 629 to 1399 code for a protein of 256 amino acids.
AGUGAUAUUAUGUAACAUAAACUAGCAAGAUACCGAAAACGUGUAAUCUACAAUUUCGCAAACUAUCCAAAAAUGGAAGUUGGAGUAAACACAUUCUAGUUUUGAAAAUGUUUGGUUGCCCAGCAACGUCCCGGACUAGCCACCAACAUCACAUUGAAAAGGUGAUGUGCUAAUCAAUGUAGCUGCGCGUGUUCGUGUAGGGUAUAUUCAGCAAUAUCACCCAACUGAGUAAAACAGCACAUUUAAUUUGCAUAAUUUCCUCAUGUGGCACAUGCAGUUUUAGCUCGCUGGUGCGAACUAACUAAUAUACAGAGUAACGUAAUAGAUAACUAAACUUUCAAUUUACGUCACUUUCAAUGAAACAACCAUCGACGUUUGUGAAAUUGGCGAGACAUAAAUCGAACAUGAUUUGAUUAAUGACAUGACGCGGGAGAGUUCGGCGAUAAUCGCAGUCUUUUGUAAAGUUAUAUGUUUGAAUGAAGAAGUUGAGAAGCUCUCAUGGUCUGUCAGUUAGUUGGUCCCGUGUACCUCAGUUGGUAGCGCAUGGCGCGAGGUUGUUGGUUCGAUUCUUGGGGGGAAGAAGUAUGAACAUGUAAGCACUAUUGCUCAGGAUAAUAACGUCUGCUAAAUGACUCAAAUGUUAAAUUUGCUCUACGGCGGCGCGCCUUUCCCUAGUGAACAAACACCGGACGAUUCCAAAACUAGAAAUGAGGAGACAGACAAAGUGAUGAGCUCAGGAGACUCCAACCCCGCCGCCACACCCACUCCUUGUGUGGACAUCCAGGGAGAUGGCAGAUGGAUGUCUUUGCAUAACCACUUUGUGUCUAACAGCAAGGACAAGGAACCAGAUGUCCUGUUUGUAGGAGACUCUCUUGUCCAGCUCUUGCACCAGUUUGAGGUGUGGCGAGAGCUGUUCUCCCCUCUCCACGCUCUCAACUUUGGGGUGGGUGGUGACGAAACACAGCACGUCUUGUGGAGAUUGAGCAAUGGAGAGUUGGCCCACAUCAGCCCAAAGGUUGUGGUGCUGUGGGUGGGAACCCAUAAUCACGGUCACACUGCAGAACAGAUCUGUGGAGGCAUUAUGGCCAUAGUCCAACUCAUCAAGGACAAGCUGCCGAAGGCUUACACUCUCGUACUGGGAGUGCUGCCCAGGGGUAAGAUGCCCAACCCCCUGCGGGAGAGGAACGCCCAGGUCAACAAGCUGGUCAAGGAUGCAGUGUCAUCUCUCCCCCACGCCUCCCUCCUCAACGUUGACCCCGGCUUUGUGCACUCGGACGGCAGCAUCUCCCACCAGGACCUGUAUGACUUCCUCCACCUCACCCCUCAGGGCUACCAGGCUGUGUGCCAGCCGCUACACGCCCACCUCAAGGGCCUGCUGGAGAAACAGGCUGAAAACUGAAUACCAACUGAUGGAGAACUGAUGGCCAAUGACCCACUCACUACAUCAGAGGUAAAAACCCUGGUCCUGGAGAGCCACAAGAAUACCGGCUUUUAGCACAUUCACUGCUUUUAGUACACUUUUUAGUAUUUAAGUAGAGACUUUUGUUCCAACCCAUGAUUCAAAUAAUGAUCUAGUCCUUGAUUAGUUGAAUCACGUUGAAUGUUUUGAAUGCUGGGCUGGAAGAAAAGCCUGAACUUAAAAGGCUUUCCAGAACCAGGGUUGGUAACCACUGCACAACUCUAUUCUAUGGGACCGUACUGUAACUUACCACCAAAAUGGCUGCGUAGAGGACCGCUAAACACUAAUAGGAUCAAAUAUCAGAUUUGACCACUUAUCACCAAUUGAGAUGUGAUUGAGCUGAUUUGAGAGAUUGUCUUUCUCUUCAAUUUCAUUCUGUAUUAUGGAUAUCAUGCACCAAUAUGUUAGGAUCUGUCUUUCCUGGCUGAUAGAUACUUCAUAAGAGCUUCCCCACAGAAAGGUUAGGAGAAUCAGAAAACCUACCAUACUAAAGGUUUGUUAUGUUUCCUCUCAAAAUAUCAAUAUCUCCUCACUUUGAAAACAUCUACAGUCCUACUGAUCUGAUUGGUUACUAAUAAUAUAAUUUAAAAUCCCUCAAAUUGUGUCCCAUAUGUGUUUAGACACGGCGACCAUUUACGGUGACGAUGCAAGAAGGCAUCACUUGGCCAGUUGGCUCCACUGUUAAACCAUUACUUGUUUCUGGUAUCUGUUUGCCACCGUUGCUUUUUGUUACUUGUGAAGAUUUAGGCUGAAUAUGUCUUAUUUUGGCUGUAGAAAUAUGGAGAAUGAAGGGGAAUGGUAUUUGGAGUGAAUGAUGAGGGCAUUUCAAAGUAGCGCUGAGACUGGUGGGUAUUUGGCUUGGAUAUGACAUGAUACUGAGUCAGUGUGUAUGGAUGUGUUGUAGCUAGCUUAUACUUGUCUUGCACUCUUUAUUCAAAGGCAGUCACCUCACGAGACCCAAGACUCCCUAUAAAGGCUGCAUAGACUGUUUGUAUAUACUGCAAAUGUAGUCCUAACUGCCUCUAUCUUGAAUGUUGAUUGUGGAAAAACGGAAUAUGUGAUGUCAAAAUGCAAUGCAUUAAAACCAAUGAAAGCUUA